Sceloporus undulatus (fence lizard) is the source of this 7362-nucleotide messenger RNA. RefSeq names its product glutamate metabotropic receptor 2 (gene GRM2). Gene Ontology annotation, cellular component: membrane. The transcript is spliced from 7 exons. Bases 1190 to 3814 code for a protein of 874 amino acids. The record is from RefSeq and is a predicted model, not a curated record. NCBI's taxonomy places the organism in Eukaryota, Metazoa, Chordata, Lepidosauria, Squamata, Phrynosomatidae. Gene Ontology annotation, biological process: G protein-coupled glutamate receptor signaling pathway; regulation of synaptic transmission, glutamatergic. Gene Ontology annotation, molecular function: group II metabotropic glutamate receptor activity.
AUUCCAAGCAAACCAUGCCCUAGUCCCUCUGCAGCAUCCCUUAGGAAAGGAAUAUUAUUUCUGUAUUGCCACCCAGAGGCAGGAACAAAUUAUCCCCCCUCCCCAGCCACCCAAUUCCUUUUAAGGAUCUCUUUGCCUCAAGAGCAAAGAGGGGCCCCCAUCAAGAAGAGGAGCUCUCCUUUCAGUCUCUCCCUAUGGCUCUGUCUUUUUCCUGAGUGGCUCCAUCCUCCUGGGGGGAGGACAAAGUAUUUUAGCAGCAGGUCUGCAGCUGGAAAGCCUUGCCUGAACCCCCAAAAGCUGGCCCUCCUUGCUCCGGCCCCUGCUCCCUGGGAGGUUGGGAAUCAGCACCACGCUGCUGCUGGACAGCUCCCUGCGCGGGGCGUUUGAUUUCAGCACCCAGGCGCUGGACAGCUCCCCUUGCAGGGCUCAGGAAAGCCUUGCUUGCUGCCAUCGGCUGUCUGUUGGAGGAGUUUCCAGCCAAAGAGCUCUCUUGGGAGCCUGUUGAGGGCGAGCAAGAUGCCAAGCAGAUGAAGAAGAGCUGUGGGCAGCAUCGGUAUCAGCAGCAUCAGCAGCAGCCCCUUAUGCAAGGAGAGGAGAGGCAUGGGAAGCACAGCUUUUGAGAGAGGCGGCAUCUCUGCAAGCAGCAAGCAGAAGGCAUCCAGCCCUCCAGGACAAAAGAAACAAGGCAAGAAAAAGUCCAAGUCCCUUUGCUUGGCUUGCCUGGGAAUCCUCGAAAGAACACUGAAGAGAGAAGGAGAGAGGGAGAAGGAGGGACACGCUUCUCCUGAUGCCUAACAGGUGUCUCUACUUGGCAAGGCUAUCAGCUGGUGCUUUGAGAAGAAGGUGACAGCAGUUAUUUAAACUUCCCAGCACACACCUGGUAUGCUGUACUUAAACAGAUGCUUUGGUGCCUUUUAGCUGAAGCCAAUGGAUAUUGUGCAUUUAUUUCUCUUCAGUGGCUUACAAAUGUACAUCUCCUAACAGUGAUUGCUUCCACUGCAGCUCAGCCGAAGCUGAAACUUCAAGUGGGCCAUUGAACUCUUGUGGUAUGUCCUCCUGGUGACAGCUUGGACUCUUUCAUCCCUGGUUCAGCUGCCCAAAGCAAAUGAUAGAGUACUCAAGACCUUUGCCCUGACUAGGGUGUCCUGGUGGUUUGGAGGGGCUUUUGCUGUCUCCUUGGGGCAGUAGAAUGGCCUUCUCUGCCACCCUAUGGAUUCUAUUGGUCCACCCCAUUGUAUGUCAUGUCAGCAGUCAGAAUCCCAGCUACAAUGUGGCAACCAAGAAGGAGAUCAGCUUGGAAGGUGACCUGGUUAUUGGUGGCCUGUUUCCGGUUCAUGAGAAAGGCAGCCCUACAGAAGAGUGUGGCAAAAUCAAUGAACAUCGUGGCAUCCAACGUCUUGAGGCAAUGUUGUUCGCCCUGGAUGAGAUCAACAAGAACCAGCAUAUUCUUCCAGGCAUCACACUAGGGGCACAUAUUUUAGAUACCUGUUCCAAGGACACCUAUGCCUUAGAACAGUCACUAGAUUUCGUCCGUGCCUCCCUCACCAGAGUAGACGGCUCAGAGCACAUCUGCCCCGAUGGGUCCUAUGCCAUCCAUGAUGAUGUACCUCAAGCUAUCACAGGGGUUAUUGGAGGCUCGUACAGUGACGUCUCAAUCCAGGUGGCUAAUCUACUGCGGCUGUUCCAGAUCCCUCAGAUCAGCUAUGCUUCCACCAGUGCCAAACUCAGUGACAAAUCUCGGUACGAUUAUUUUGCUCGCACUGUCCCACCAGACUUCUACCAGGCUAAAGCUAUGUCUGAAAUCCUGAGGUUUUUCAACUGGACCUAUGUCUCCACAGUGGCCUCAGAAGGUGACUAUGGAGAAACAGGCAUUGAAGCUUUUGAGCUGCAAGCCCGGGCACGCAACAUUUGUAUCGCUACCUCUGAGAAAGUAGGACGAUCCAUGAACAAGAAGACUUUUGAUGCGGUGAUUAAGGCACUGAUGCAGAAGCCGAGUGCAAGAGUGGUCGUUCUGUUCACCCGAAGUGAAGAUGCUCGGGAGUUGUUGGCAGCUGCUCACAGGAUCAAUGUGUCUUUCACAUGGGUGGCAAGUGAUGGCUGGGGUGCCCUUGAGAGUGUAGUAGCUGGCAGUGAGCCAGUAGCUGAGGGGGCUAUCACUAUUGAAUUAGCAUCCUACCCAAUACAAGAAUUUGGGGUGUACUUCCGGAACCUUGACCCAUACAACAACAGCCGAAACCCAUGGUUCCGGGAAUUCUGGGAGCAAAAGUUCCGGUGCAGCUUCCACCACCAAAACUGUAGUCACUUUUCCUUGAAGACAGGAAAGUUUGAGCAAGAAUCAAAGAUUAUGUUUGUAGUCAAUGCAGUCUACGCAAUGGCUCAUGCCCUGCAUAACAUGUACCAAGCCUUGUGCCCGAAUGCCACCAAGCUUUGUGAUUCCAUGAAGCCAGUGAAUGGCAAGAAGUUCUACAAGGAGUUCAUGCUCAAUGUAACAUUUGAUGCUCCAUUUCGGCCAUCAUUAGACACUAAAAGUACAGUGCGAUUUGACCGUUGUGGAGAUGGAAUUGGUCGCUACAAUAUUUUCAACUACCACAGAAUCAAUGGGAGGUAUCAUUACCAGAAAGUGGGGUACUGGGCAGAGGGGCUGAUUCUAAACACAAGCCUCAUUCCAUGGGUGAAGACUUCGAUCCCUGUUUCCCAGUGCAGUGACCCUUGCAAGAAGAAUGAAAUGAAGAGCAUGCAACCAGGAGACAUGUGCUGUUGGAUAUGCAUUCCAUGCCAGCCCUAUGAGCAUCUGGUAGAUGAGUUCACUUGCCAGGACUGUGGUCUUGGCUACUGGCCCAAUGAGACAUUAAAUGGAUGCUAUGAGCUCCCCCAAGAGUACAUCCGCUGGAAGGAUGUCUGGGCUAUUGGACCAGUCACUAUUUCUUGCCUUGGUUUCAUCUCCACUUUGUUUGUUUUUGGAGUUUUUGUUAAGAAUAAUGACACUCCCAUUGUGAAGGCUUCUGGUCGUGAACUGUGCUACAUCCUGCUCACUGGGGUCUUGAUGUGCUACAGCAUGACAUUCAUCUUCAUUGCCAAGCCCUCCACUGUGGUUUGUACCUUGCGCCGCUUAGGACUGGGCACCUCCUUUGCUGUCUGCUACUCUGCUCUCUUGACCAAGACAAACCGUAUUGCUCGGAUCUUCAGUGGGGUAAAAGAAGGUGUGCAGCGCCCCCGGUUCAUAAGUCCCACCUCACAAGUGGUCAUCUGCCUGGCUCUUAUUUCUUGCCAGCUAAUUAUUGUGGUCAUCUGGCUCAUGGUUGAGACUCCUGGCACACGGAAGGAGACAGAGCCAGACAAAAGAUACAUUGUCACCCUCAAAUGCAACAAUCGAGACUCAAGUAUGCUUAUUUCACUCACCUACAACGUCCUCUUGAUCGUCCUAUGUACUGUCUAUGCCUUCAAGACCAGGAAAUGCCCUGAAAACUUCAAUGAGGCCAAGUUCAUUGGGUUCACCAUGUAUACCACAUGCAUCAUCUGGUUGGCCUUCCUGCCCAUCUUUUAUGUCACCUCCAGUGAUUACCGGGUCCAAACCACCACAAUGUGUAUCUCAGUUAGCCUCAGUGGCACCGUGGUCCUUGGUUGCCUCUUUACACCGAAGCUACAUAUCAUCCUCUUCCAGCCCCAGAAGAAUGUAGCCAGUCACCGUGUAUCCACCAAUCGGUUUAGUGUGACAGCUGCAGGCUCCAGCCACUCACAGGGGUCAUCUUCUCAGUAUGUCCCAACUGUGUGUAAUGGCCGUGAAGUGGUGGACUCCACAACCUCAUCCUUGUGAACACCUGUGUUCUCCAUCAGUGAUUGUGUUGCCUCUGUGCUCAUUCCCUAUGCCUUUUACUUUCCCACUGGGCCUUUUUCUUCCUUUAAGAAAAACUUUGUUUCCCAAACCUAUUUGUUGGAUAUGUUUUUCCCAUCAAAAGGAAAUAGGCACAUGAGAACUGAGACCAAACCUUUGUUCCCAACGUCCAGCACUAACAAACAGCUGUAGGAAAACAUGAGCACAGACAGGAACAUAUCAGUAAAGUGGCCCAUGAUGUACCUUUACAGUAUGGAUAAAGAAAUGAACAAAAUGGAUUUCCAAUCUGUUCUCCUGGACAACAUUACAAGGCUCUAUUUAAAAAGAAAGCUAUACAUGUAUUGGAAAAAAAAUCUAUACAUGUAUUAAUCUUUCUUUUUCUCUCCCAACACUUGAAAAAGAAUGGUGAAGCUUCGUUUACCGUUCCACAGCCCUUGAAACUUUUUCUCAAUACACAAUACAAUACUUCUGUUAUUAGAGGAAGGGAGAAGAUCAAUAGUCACAAACGAAGGAAUCUACGGUGCUAUCGACUGAUGAGAUGAGAUAGACUCUCCUCCUCUUUAAAAACCUGGCAGCAUAGAUACUUGCAGCGACUUAAAACAUAAAUAGUUGUACUCUUAUGUCUGCCUGUUGCUUUGCAAGCAUAGUCCCAACAAAGAUGCUACCUAAAACAAACCUGUGACAAUAUCUGAGAAGGCAAGCAGAUUCACACCUGUUUUUUAAUCCCAUCAAAUUAGAAAAGCUGGGUAAAGCAGAUGAAUGAAGGGGAAAAAAUACAUAAGAGGAAAAUACAUCAUUGGCUGCAAUCAUAACAAAAUGAGCACAGAAAGAGGGAUAAACCAUUCUCCUAUUACUUGCUGCAGUAGAAGAUUUUUGGCAAUUUAGAGCAGACACAAGGAAAGAACCAGUUAUAUGACCAGUAAGGAGAGGCCUGAAUGUGAAAUGAUGCAAAAAUUGACCGAACACCCUGAAAGUUGCUUCUGCACUGUCUACGAUAUAGAAAAAGGAUGGAAGAAGAAGAAGAAGGUAACAUGAACUGAGAGUUCAUUAUAGAAUAUGCAUGAGGCAAUUAUGAUUCAUUCACAUAAUGCAGCUAAAUGGAGGGAGAAAUAUACUGUUAGCAUAUACCUGUGAGAUGAGGUUUCCCCAUUGCCUAAUGGUUGAUUGGGAUUCACCUGUAGAAAGAAUGUGGGCCUUAUUGUAAAACUAGGAAGAAGAGUUUAUCUAUAAAUGUAUAUUUCAAACCACAGCUGUUUUAGCCAAGCUGGAUAAUGGGACAGAAUGCCCCCAGCCCUCACUAGUUUGAAGGGAAUGAGGAGAAUGCCUUUUUGGAAAAGAGGAUGUGUCUGCUGCUUGCAUUUUACACUGACAUUUUAUAGGAAGUAAUAACAAUCAUCCUACUAACACUUGCAUUUUACUACAGCUGCUUGCCAUUGAAAAACCUGCUUAUUUGUCCCCUAAAAUGUAAGGUAAGCUUUUUGUUGUACCAGGUUCCUAAUGAGGAAAGUGCAUGCUAGAUGUCAAAGAGCUCUUGGUAUAUAAAUGAAGAGGCAGGGAACUAUGGAGCAACUUCCGUGAAUAGUAUGGGUCAGGAACGACUCCAGCAGAGAGAUGCAUCCACUUCCGCAUAGACUCUUAUGUAUAUGUGCCCUAUUGUCAACUGGUGCCCUAUGGCUACUGUUUAAUACCCUUCAAAGCACUCUGUACUCUAUAAGAAGAAAGCUAAAACCAUGUGGCACUAUUCUUAGUGGAAAAAGCUGCUCUGCCUACCUGCACUUCUUCCAUUCCUGCCAAUCCCUUUAUGUAGGUGUACAAACAGUGGAACUAUAAUAACUAUUCAUGUAAGUGGCUGGGGAGAGGCACGGCAAAGCUCCCAACCGGUUGAUCACCAAAUGUUGCCAGACUAUAACAUCAAGAUUCCCUUAACACUGGCAAUGGUGGCUGGAGUCUCUGGGAACUGAAGUCCAACACCAUCUGCGAUUCUGGGUUGGGAACCACUGAUCCAUACCUUUCUGCACUCUGUCUAGGAUGCUGUUACAAUCUUACUCCUCAUAGUAUCUAUGAAGACUUGCUAAAACUGUGAGCAGGACUGGACACCUGUGGCUUUGCAGCUGUGGUUGGACUUGCUCCAUCAGUACUAACCAGUAUAACCAGUGGAGAAGAAACGUGAGAGUUGCAAUCUAGCAGCAAUUGGUAGUCCACAGGCAGUCCAGUCCUGCCCUAUAGUUUUUGACUGUGACACACAAGAUGUCAAGGGCAGGUCUCUGAGCAAAUAAGCCCUUCCUUUAUGUAAAGGGGGAUUCAAAGACAUAGCAAGGUUGGUCUGCUACAGCAUAUAAAGACAUAAAAGAUUCCUCUAGCAUUUUUGCAACUGAGAAAAAGAAAUGUCACUGUUCCCCACCCCUAUCUCUUAGGCUGACAGAUUGAGGGUUCUUGCCACUUUUCAGCUAAUUCUGAAUUCUGUCGGCAUCCUUUAACAAGCUUGAUAAUAAUCAACAUAUGUUAAGAAUAUUAUCCAUCUAAAUCAUUUAACAUAGUUUUUUCCUUGUAUAAAUCUCAUCAUGAUAAAGUCUCUACAAUUUCAUAGUGCUCCAUAGUGCAUUAUAUAGACAUUAUAUAGACAUUUCCUGAAGGUUUUUACUUGUGCAGAAUUCUAUCCCUUAUGUUGUUUUCAUAAUCCUUUUAAACAUCUAAUUUAGCCAGUAUCCACUUAGGUAUACAGUCGCCCCUCCUAACAUGUGGAUCUGAGAUCCGCGACCUCGAUUAUGCGCAGAGGGGCGACUUCUGUCAUUUCUAAUGGCACAUGUGCCUGAGCCACACACAUGGGGACACACCCUAUUCAUGCAUGAGCCUCUGUUUUCAGGUGGUGGUGGUAGUGGUGGUGGUCUGGAACAGAUCCUCCACGCAAAUGGAGGGCCAACUGCACAUUCUCAUCUGUCCAAGGAAUUUCACAAUUCAAGGGUCAAUCACAGCAUUCAUUACUACAUAAGUAUACUUAAUAUAACCUUACCACUUCCAGCAUGCAAUGGCAUAUCAGGGCAGCAUGUUGGAGUUAUCAGCAAUUUCACUGUUAUCAACAGUGUCUUCUACACUGGUGGCAAGCUGAAAGCAUCCUGAUAAUAAUUCUAUCUACACUUCUUUUUAUCUUCUUCCUAUGCCCACUCAUCUUGUCAGUUGAACCAUCAAAAUAAACCAUACCAGAGGGGUCCACUGCCAGUGCUCAUCUGCCUGAGGUUCACUAGAAGUUGUAACUAUUCUACUUGCCCUGGGCAGUGCACCUCCAAGGAGGAUUAGGCUGGUGUCUGUUUACCUCUCUUGGGUACAAUCAUGGAGGCAUUUCUUACCUUCUUGAUAUUCAAGAGCAUCUGGCGUUCUUCCCAGACUUGACCUGCACUGUAGCCAGUUUUACACUACUACAAAACUCACAGAACUUACUGCCUGUAGUAAUCAGCAUGCCAAAAGAUCUUGUAGUACCUUUGAGACUGAAAGAGAGAAAUUGGUAGCAUGAGCUUUCAUAGACUGGAGCCUGC